UAUCUGGCUCCAUAAAACGAGCAGUUUGUGUAUCAUAUUCGACGUAAUUUUCUACAAAUUAAUCAUGACUCAAUUGUACAGUUUUUUUUUAUCUUUCUAAAUUUCAAAAAUAGUCAGAUAGGUAGUUACGUUCGCAGACAUCGAGCAACAUUCAAUCAUUUCCUGCUUGUUUAUUGUGUGAUCGAUGACAAUUUCUAUCAGAAUAUUCGCAAUAUAAUUUUUUCACUGUGACAAACAUUUCGCGUACUAAUGGUUGAAGUUUUCGGAGUUGAAAAUGAAAAAUUUAUCCACAUUCCUUUUGCAAAUAAUAUGUUCGGUGUGUUUUCUAACACAAUGGACGUUAGCUCAACAAAACGUAUCUAACGAGAUUUGCGCUUCGAAGGCAAGAUGUAACGAAUGUAUUCAAAUUUAUGGAUGUGGAUGGUGUUCAGAUCCGAAUUUCAAGGAUAAACGAUGUUCGAAAAGUGGCGAAUCUUCCAAGUGCUCAGACAACUACUUUAUAAAUCCGAAAAUUGAAACAACUGGUAAUGAAUCGGAUGCUUUAACCGAGGUGAUCAAACGUGAUGAUUCGGUCUCAGAUUCAUCCAGUCAAAAAAAAAUUGUUCAAGUAAUGCCGCAGAUUUUAAAAGUGAAUCUCCGACCAAACGAAGGAAAUCCGUAUAAGUUUAAGAUCUGGUACAAGCGAGUGAAAGAUUAUCCAAUAGACUUGUACUACCUAAUGGACUUAUCCCAAUCUAUGAAAGUUCAAAGAGAUAAAUUAUCAGCAUUGGGAGAGGAGCUGGCAAGUACUAUGAAGAAAAUAUCCAGCAACUUUAGUUUGGGAUUUGGUAGUUUUGUAGACAAAGUGGAGAUGCCCUACGUUAACAUUUUGCCUGAAAAGUUAAAGACACCUUGUGAAGAUUGUACUGCUCCUUUUGGUUUCCAGCAUGUGAUGAGUCUUAAUCAAAACACGAGUCAAUUCUCCGAUAAAGUAAAGUCAGCCAACUUAUCUGGCAAUUUGGAUGGUCCGGAAGGUGGUUUCGACGCAAUCAUGCAAGCUAUCGUCUGUCAUAAGCAAAUUGGUUGGAGAGAUCAUGCUCGUAAAUUGUUGGUCUUUUCUACAGAUGACUCAUUCCAUUAUGCUGGCGAUGGAAAACUCGGAGGUGUAACAAAACCUAACGAUGGGUGUUGUCAUCUGAAUGAAAAUGGCCAAUAUACACAUUCUUCGAUUCUGGAUUAUCCUUCUGUGUCGCAUAUCAAUUCAAAAUUGAAAGAAAAUUCGAUAAAUUUGAUAUUCGCUGUAACACAGAAACAAAUUGAACUUUAUAAAGAGUUGACAAAUUUCAUAGAGGGCUCUUCUGCAGGUGAAUUAUCAUCAGACUCUUCAAACGUGGUCGAAUUGGUGAAAAAUGAAUACGAUAAAAUCACAUCGAAAGUUGAACUGCAAGCAGAAGGUUUAGGAAGUGAUUUCAGAAUUAGAUAUUUCACGAAGUGCAAAAAUUACCCAGAUUUGAUAGAGACGAAUAAAUGCGAAGGUUUCAAAGUUGAUGAUACGAUCGAGUUCGAUGUUGAAUUAGAACUACUUCGUUGUCCAUAUAACCUUAAUACGAAUGAAAAUGUUCACAAAUUCGAUAUUCGUCUGGAAGUCGAUAAGCUAACCGUUGAAGUGCAGCUGAUGUGUGAUUGUAAUAAUUGUUCAAAUCCUGGUCAUCCGUCGUAUAAAGAAAAUUCACCCAAGUGUUCUGGUAAAGGAACGUUGAAAUGCGGCGUUUGCGAAUGCUAUCCUGGAUUUUCUGGUGAAAACUGUGGCUGUGGAGAUUCAGAUGUGGAUAAAAUCGACAAAUGCUCUCCGAAAAACAGCACUCGAAUUUGUUCGGAUCGAGGUUCAUGCAAAUGUAAUAAAUGCGAAUGCCGAUCUGAUAAAGAAGAUGAGCCUAUCUUCGGCGAGUUCUGCCAAUGUAGCAAUUUCAAUUGCCCUCGUUAUGGUGGUAAAUUGUGUUCUGGAUUUGGACAAUGUAACUGCGGUAGUUGCAAGUGUAACACUGGUUGGAUUAAGGACGAUUGCUCUUGCCAUAACAGCACUUCAAAUUGUAUUCCACAGAAUGGAAAUGAAGCAGAUAGUUGUUCUGGUCACGGGAAGUGUGUUUGUAAUAAAUGCGAGUGCGAGCAAGCUGGAGGAUACUGGGGAGCGUAUUGUCAGAAAUGUCCCACGUGUAAUAAUAGAUGUAACGACUUGAAAAGUUGUGUUCAAUGCAGAGUACAUCAAUCUGGCUCUCUCACGAAGGAACAGUGUGACUCCAAGUGUUCCUAUAAUAUCACUAUUAUAGAAGGGUUGUCAGUCGACCACAACGUUGAUUAUGUCUGUUCAUUUGACGACGAUCAAGGCUGUACAUUUAGUUUCAUUUACGAAGCAAUAGGGAGUCGAGUUAAUAUUAUUGCUGAGAAAAAUAAAAAAUGUCCUCCUGAAGCUCAUAUGCCUGUCGUAUUUUUCUCCUUGAUAUUGGGCAUUGUGCUGUUCGGUUUGGCGCUUUUAUUGUUAUGGAAAUUCGUCACCGUGAUACAAGAUCGUAGAGAAUUCGCGAAAUUCGAAAAAGAAAAAGAGAAGGCGAAAUGGGAUGCGGGGCAUAAUCCCAUUUACAAGCAACCAACAUCUACGUUCAAAAAUCCUACCUAUUGUGGAUCGUCAAAACUUGAUUAAGCAUGUUCCUUUAUUAUAAUUUUAAAUUUCAAUGGUGUGAGUUUAUAAUCAUUUUUAACUCAUCGUGAAGAUGUAUUCCAAUCCUUUUGAUUUUCUCAUUUCUAUUAUCUACCUGUUUUAGUAUUACCUAUUUAAUUUUAUCAUUUUUAUAUUGAUUCUCACUUUUUAUUUAAAAAAAAUAAGUAUAUAUUUUUUUCAAAUUUAAAAUCUGGAACUUGUUAGAUAUUAAAAUGUUCCAAUAUUACAGCAUAAUUAUGGACUUCGCACACAGUCCGGCAUAUGACAAUAGGAGUAAUUGUACCCCCUCCCCCCUCCAACCAUCCGAAACAACUUUUUUCUUAAAGGGACAUCCGGUGAACAUAUUUUUAAGAAUUGCUAUAAUGUACUUUUGAUGAAUUUUUGAAAAUAAAACGAAGGAAAAAUAUGAGAAAAAAUAAAAAAUUUUACCAAACUGACCUAGAAAGCUGAAAUUUGGAAUAUACCCCAUUUUCAAGUUUCCCAAUCGACUAAAAACGAUUUUAAACCGUUUUGAGCAAUUCUGGAGCCUCCAGCAGAUUUUUGAAACUUGAAAUUUCCUCUAAACUUCAUCAAAUAAAGUCGAAAAUCCAAAAUUCACGCUGCACUCCGACUUAAACACGUUCUCAAGUCAACUGUUGGUAGGGUAAAGUCAUUUGUCAGCCUCCACCAACUUUUAGAAAAUGUUUGGAGCCCCCAGUAGAUUUUUGAAACUUGAAAUUUCUGCUAAAUGUCAUCAAAUGGAUUUAUAAAGCCAGAAUUCACUCUGCAAACUAAUUUCAAUUUGCUAUGAAUUCGACUGCAGAUGGAUUUCAAGUCGUUUUGGAGCCUCUAGUGACUUUUUGGAAACUACUGGAGUCUCCAGUAGAUUUUUGAAACUUCGGAUCGAAAUUGAAUUUCAUCAUUCGAGCUCAAACGUAGAUGGAAGGGUAAUUUUUGUAUGAAAUCGACGAACAAAAAUUCCUUCCAAACUGGAAUACAUCGACUUUGAAAAAAAUAUCAGGCACUUUAUCGGCCAUUAAGGUCCAAAAAGUAGCUGGGAAGCUUCAAAAUGACUUGAAAUCCAACUGCAGUGGACGUUUGCAGAGUAAAUGUCAGAUCUCCAACUCCAUUAAUUGAUGAAAUAUGAGGAAAAUUCAAGUUUCAGAAACCUGCUGGAGGCUCCAGAACUGCUCGAAACGAUUUGAAACUGUUUCCAAUCGAUUUUCCGGGUCAAAAAUAGGGUAUAUCCCAAAUUUUAGCAUCCUAUAUCAAUUUGGUAAAAUUUUGAUUUUUUUGCCCAUUUUUGAUUACCUAAGUUCGAUUUUUAAAAAUUCACCAAAAAUCAAAAAAGGCAUUUCAGCACUUGAAAUUCUGACUGGUGAUUUUUAAAAAUCAAAGGGCAAAAAAUAGGGAAAAAUCAAAAUUUCAUCAAACUGACCCAGGAGCACUUUAUUUUUGUCCUUCCAAAUGGAUUUCAAACGGUUUUUGAACAUUUCUGGAACAUCCAGCAUAGGUAUUUUUGAAUGUUAAAAUUUCCACAUCUCAUCACACCUCCAGGAGCACCCCCCCCCCCCUCGGUUACACGAUGACUGUAUUGAACUUCCUUUAUCUAUCCUAUUCGACCCUAGAUGUAUUAGAAUUUCAAUCCAUUCAUUCUGUUGGAAAUUCGUCCAAAAAAAUGAGAAAAACUAAAACCUCCGAACAACAUUUAGAAACGCCAUAAAAUAAGCUGAAAACGGACAUAUUGCUCGAUGGAGCUCGGAGAUCAGCGUUGUAAUACAUCGAAUGGAAAAAUACCCUACGUGAUGGUAACCUAUUAUUGAGGUAAAUUCAUCCGUAAAAUAUGCUGACAACGUGUAAACUUGUAUAUUUACUCUUUAUGUAAGCUCGCUAGGUACUUUGUUCUAGAUGAAGUUAUCAUUAUUUUAUGUGGUAAAACUAAAAUGUAAACCCCCAGUGUACUGGAUGGGAUACGUAUUGCACUGGUUUAUGAUCUACUUCCGCACUUUUACGCUGUACUAGAGUAAUAUGGUUGCACUCUAGAAUCAUCGCGAGAGCUGCUAUACUAAAAGGAGUAAGAAACGUAUAUGAGUU
Planococcus citri (citrus mealybug) is the source of this 4768-nucleotide messenger RNA. RefSeq names its product integrin beta-PS-like. The record is from RefSeq and is a predicted model, not a curated record. Gene Ontology annotation, biological process: cell migration; cell-matrix adhesion; integrin-mediated signaling pathway. The coding region runs from base 275 to 2677 and encodes 800 amino acids. NCBI's taxonomy places the organism in Eukaryota, Metazoa, Arthropoda, Insecta, Hemiptera, Pseudococcidae. The transcript is spliced from 14 exons. Gene Ontology annotation, cellular component: integrin complex; focal adhesion; cell surface. Gene Ontology annotation, molecular function: integrin binding.